This is a messenger RNA of Zychaea mexicana, 707 nucleotides long. RefSeq lists its product as uncharacterized. The transcript has a single exon. The record is from RefSeq and is a predicted model, not a curated record. Bases 317 to 586 code for a protein of 89 amino acids. Lineage: Eukaryota; Fungi; Mucoromycota; Mucoromycetes; Mucorales; Lichtheimiaceae.
AAUCCCGUAUUCGGGAUGUGCUGGUAAAAAAAAAAAGCCCCUUUUUGUUUUUACUGCUGCUGCUGCUUUUUUGUGUUGUCCGAACCCCUUGAAUGUUUUUUGUUUCCUCACCUCACAUCAAUGGACCUGUGUAGUACCCGUCGUCGUCAUCGACACUUUCCAGCUUCUCGGCGACGGAGCAGCAGCGAGACCAAUUGAUGCGCGCAUUGGGCGAACGGGACUAAGAAAAAGACAAGAACAAGAAAACAAGCUGCACAAAGAUUUGCUAAAUUGGGACAGCCUUGGGCACACAGCAACGUGUCCGGGCUGGCUUUUUAUGGCAGGGUGCCAACAGCUUUACUUUGUUCUAUUUUUUAUUCGUCUUUCUCUCCUCUCUUUCUCUCUCUUCUUCUCUUCACACUUACACACUUACACACACACACACACACACAACGCCCCUUUCUUUCUUUCUUUCUUUCUUUCUCUCCAUUCCCAUCCGCUUCUCUCUUUCUAUCUUUGUUCUUCAAACUGCGUCGCAGCACACAUCACAUACACCCCAACUCAUACCUUUGCAUUAACCCUUAUUCAUGUCCAGCUUUUCAUCUAAACUCUCGAGGGUCCGCUCCGUCAAACUAUCUGCCUUUGCCCAUCGACAACAACAACAACAACAACAACAACGCUCACCGUCACCGAACCCGCCGCCAUCAUCCUCCACGCCAUCACAGCAG